Paramormyrops kingsleyae is the source of this 9823-nucleotide messenger RNA. Lineage: Eukaryota; Metazoa; Chordata; Actinopteri; Osteoglossiformes; Mormyridae. The record is from RefSeq and is a predicted model, not a curated record.
UGUCUGCCUCGCUGGUGAUGUCAUAGCUCGUUGCUGCUUAGCAUCUCAGCCCUGGCUGGUCAACAGAGCCAUUUUGCCUUCUGGAUCACUAAGCGCACAGCGGCCGGUCCCUGUCGCCCCCGAUCCCCGACCCCCUCCCCCUUCGGACACGGCAGUCGGUACCAGGCCCCGCAGCGCAUCCGGCCGCACCCGUAAGCCGGUCUCCCUGCUGCUCGGGCGUGAGGAACAGGGGAGGCUGAACGGAGGCUGAGGCAGCAGCCAGCAGAGCCGGGAGCCCCUGGGAGAGGCAGGGACAGCCGCCGUCAACAGAAACGUGACACCGACAAGGUUGCGACCGCGUCGGCCCUCGUCCAAUCAGCAGCCCCCCUGGACUGCGAAGCGGGGGAACCAUGGCAGGCGCCUCGGUCAAGGUGGCGGUGCGCGUGCGCCCCUUCAACUCGCGGGAGAUUGGGCGCGAGAGCAAAUGCAUCAUCCAGAUGACGGGGAACACCACCACCAUCCUCAACCCCAAGCAGCCCAAGGAGGCCAAGAGCUUCAACUUUGACUUUUCCUACUGGUCACAUACCUCGCCAGAAGACAUCAACUAUGCGUCCCAGCAGCAGGUGUACCGGGACAUCGGCGAGGAGAUGCUGCUUCACGCCUUCGAGGGCUACAACGUCUGCAUCUUCGCAUACGGCCAGACGGGCGCCGGCAAGUCCUACACCAUGAUGGGCAAGCAGGAGCCCGGACAGCAGGGAAUCAUACCGCUGUUGUGUGAAGACCUCUUUACCAAGAUCAAUGACAGCAAUAACGACAACAGUAUGUCCUACUCUGUAGAGGUUAGCUACAUGGAGAUCUACUGCGAGCGUGUGCGGGACCUGCUUAACCCCAAGAACAAGGGAAACCUGCGUGUGCGGGAGCACCCCCUGAUGGGGCCCUAUGUGGAGGACCUAUCCAAGCUGGCUGUCACCUCUUACAAUGACAUCCAGGAUCUGAUGGACUCCGGCAACAAAGCCAGGACGGUGGCUGCCACCAACAUGAACGAGACUAGCAGUCGCUCCCACGCGGUCUUCAAUAUCAUCUUCACCCAGCGAAGACACGACGCCGAGACUGAUAAUACCAGUGAGAAGGUCAGCAAAAUCAGCUUGGUGGACCUGGCUGGGAGUGAGAGAGCUGACUCCACAGGGGCCAAAGGAACCCGGCUGAAGGAAGGAGCAAAUAUCAAUAAAUCCUUGACUACCCUGGGGAAAGUUAUCUCUGCACUGGCUGAAGUGGAUUCAGGACCAAACAAGAACAAAAAGAAGAAGAAGGUGGAGAGUUUUAUUCCGUACAGAGACUCCGUGCUGACCUGGCUGCUCAGGGAGAACUUAGGGGGAAACUCUCGAACUGCAAUGGUGGCCGCCCUCAGCCCCGCGGACAUCAACUAUGACGAGACCCUCAGCACGCUGAGGUACGCUGACCGGGCCAAGCAGAUCCGCUGCAAUGCCGUCAUCAAUGAGGACCCCAACAACCGGCUGGUGCGCGAGCUCAAGGAGGAGGUGUCCAGGCUGAAGGAGCUGCUGUAUUCUCAAGGUCUCGGGGACAUCAUUGAAACAUGUCGGGGUGCAGACACCGAGGUCCCUGGUCUGAAACACUUGAUCGGUUACAAGAACCAAAACAAUAGUCUCCGGGCUGUCAAUCAAAGGGGUGAUCUCUCCACAGUGACCAAUGCCAUGACGGGGAUGAGCCCCUCCCCCUCACUCUCCGCCCUGUCCAGCCGAGCCGGAUCCAUCGGCAACCUGCACGAACGCAUCAUGUUCGCCCCGGGCAGUGAGGAAGCUAUCGAGCGUCUCAAGGAAACCGAAAAAAUCAUUGCAGAGCUCAAUGAAACCUGGGAGGAGAAGCUACGUCGUACCGAAGCCAUCAGGAUGGAGAGGGAGGCACUGCUGGCUGAGAUGGGCGUGGCCAUGAGAGAAGAUGGAGGAACCCUGGGAGUCUUUUCACCUAAAAAGACGCCUCACCUGGUGAACCUUAACGAGGACCCCCUGAUGUCAGAAUGUCUGCUCUACUAUAUCAAAGAUGGGAUCACCAGGGUGGGACGGGAGGAUGCCAGCAGUCGCCAGGACAUUGUCUUAAGUGGACACUUCAUUAAAGAUGAGCAUUGCACCUUCACCAGCAGCAUCAGCCCUGCUGGAGAAGCAAUAGUCAUUCUGGAGCCUUGCGAUGGGGCAGAGACAUACGUCAACGGGAAGAGGGUGAGCGAGCCCACUGUGCUCCGAUCAGGAAAUCGCAUCAUCAUGGGGAAGAGCCAUGUGUUCCGCUUCAACCACCCGGAGCAGGCGAGGCAGGAGCGGGAGCGCACGCCGUGCGCGGAGACGCCGAUGGAGCCGGUCGACUGGGCCUUCGCUCAGAGAGAACUGCUGGAGAAGCAGGGCAUCGACAUGAAGCAGGAGAUGGAGCAAAGGCUACAAGAGCUCGAAGACCAAUAUCGGAGGGAAAGGGAAGAAGCCAAUAAUCUGUUAGAGCAGCAAAGACUGGAUUACGAGAGUAAGCUAGAAGCCCUACAGAAGCAAGUGGACUCGCGCUAUUACCCAGAAACCACAGAGGAAGAGGAGGAACCGGAAGAGGAAGUGCAAUGGACCGAGAGGGAGACGGAGCUGGCGCUCUGGGCCUUCCGCAAAUGGAAGUGCUACCAGUUCACAUCCCUGAGGGAUCUGCUGUGGGGGAACGCCAUCUUCCUGAAGGAGGCCAACGCCAUCAGCGUGGAGCUGAAGAAGAAGGUCCAGUUCCAGUUUGUCCUGCUCACAGACACGCUGUACUCGCCGCUCCCUCCUGACCUCCUGCCCCCCGACGCGGCUAAAGACAGAGAGAAGCGUCCCUUUCCUCGCACCAUCGUGGCGGUGGAGGUGCAGGACCAGAAGAACGGCGCCACUCAUUACUGGACCUUGGAGAAGCUCAGGCAGAGGUUGGAACUGAUGCGGGAGAUGUACGACAGAGCUGCCGAGGUUCCCAGCAGCGCCAUCGAGGACUGUGACAACGUGCUGACAGGCGGAGACCCGUUCUAUGACCGGUUCCCCUGGUUCCGUCUGGUGGGCAGCACCCCCAUUUUCAACACGUGCAUGAGCGAGCGCAUGACCGAUCUCACCCCCUCCCCCACCUUCUCCGACCCCGACUCUGACAUUACCGAGCUCGCCGACGAGCGGCAUGAUGGGAAGGCGGAUGAGGAGGAGGAGGAGGAGGAGGAGGGGGAGGAGGAGCAGUUGGAGGACCUGGACGAUGAGAUCUUUUUGGACGACCCGUGCUCGGAGCUGGGGGCAGAUGAGAGCGAGCACUGCCGGGGUUCCAGCGAAGGCCAGGACCCCUUUUACGACCGCUCACCUCUGUUCAGUGUAGUGGGAAGGGCCUUUGUGUAUCUCAGCAACCUGCUGUACCCCGUUCCCUUGGUACACCGGGUAGCCGUAGUGAGCGAGAAGGGAGACAUCAAAGGCUUCCUGAGGGUUGCAGUACAGGCCAUAUCAGCUGAUGAGGAGGCCCCCGACUAUGGUUCAGGGGUGAGGCAGUCAGGGACUGCCAAGAUCUCCUUUGAAGACCAGCAGUUUGAGAAGUUCCAGAUAGAAUCUUGUCCCUUGGGCUUGUCUCGCUCGGGGACAUCCCAGGAAGAGCUGCGCAUUGUAGAAGGACAGGGACAAACAUCAGAAAUAGGUCCUUCUGCAGACGAGGUCAACAACAACACCUGUGCUGCUAGCCAAGAUGAGCUGGAGAGUCCGAUGAAGGCCAACCAGGAUGGAGCAGCAGAUGGUUUCCUGGAGCACCUGAGAAUUGGCAGCGUCUUCACAUUUAGGGUGACAGUCCUGCAAGCGUCCAGCAUCUCCGCUGAAUAUGCCGACAUCUUCUGCCAGUUCAACUUCAUCCACCGGCAUGAUGAAGCCUUCUCCACAGAACCUCUGAAGAACACUGGCCGUGGGCCACCACUGGGGUUCUACCAUGUCCAGAAUAUUGCAGUGGAAGUGACUAAAUCUUUUGUGGAGUACAUCAAGACCCAGCCCAUUGUUUUUGAAGUAUUUGGUCAUUACCAGAAGCAGUCUUUCCCGCCUCUCUGUAAAGAUCCCUCAAGCCCAUUGCGACCAGCAAGAAGACAGUUUCCAAGAGUGAUGCCGUUGUCCAAACCAGGUAUGUUAUUCCAAGAUCAUGAAGGCCUUCAUCUGACCUAUAUUUCUACACCUCGACAGUGGAAACUUAACAUCAUUCUGACACAAAAUAUGUGUUUGAAAACGUUUGAGAGUCACUGUUCUGACUCGGAAGCAGUCUCCGAUCGCGAGAAGACCAUGGAGCUCAUCCGCUUCCUGGUGCCCGACGUGCUCAGCGGCCGCCUGAUGGACUCGCUCUCGGGCCGCGCCAUGUCCGCCGCUGGCAAGGCCGUCUCCUUCCUCCUGGAUGGGGAGGAGCCUAACACGCUGCCCCCCGCCCCCACCACUAUCUACAUCCCCGCCAUGGUGGACCACAGGGCAGGCAUGCCCUGCCACGGCAUCUUCCUUCUGCACCAGGGCAUACAGAGAAGAAUCACGGUGACCAUCGUCCAUGAGUCCGGGAGAGACAUCGAGUGGAAGGAGGUCAGGGAACUGGUUGUAGGACGCAUUCGCAACACUCCGGAGGCUGAUGAGACCAUCAUCGACCCCAACAUUCUGUCCCUCAACAUUCUCUCCGCUGGCUACAUUCGCCCCAAGCUGGAUGACAGGACCUUCUACCACUUUGAGGCAGCCUGGGACAGUUCCAUGCACAACUCCUUGCUGCUGAACCGCGUCACUCCUUACGGGGAGAAAAUAUACAUGACCCUCUCUGCUUACCUUGAGAUGGAGAACUGCACUCAGCCGACAGUGGUAACCAAAGAUUUCUGCAUGGUAUAUUACUCCCGAGAUGCUAAACUUCCUUCUUCUCGGUCGAUCCGCAACCUCUUUGGUAGUGGCGGCCUGAAGGCAUCCGAGAGCAACCGUGUCACAGGAGUGUACGAGCUCAGCCUGUGCCACCUGGCAGAUGCCGGCAGCCCAGGCAUGCAGAGGAGGCGCAGGAGGGUCCUCGACACAUCGGUGGCUUACGUCCGCGGGGAGGAGAACCUGGCCGGCUGGCGGCCUCGCAGCGACAGCCUCAUCCUGGACCAUCAGUGGGAGCUGGAGAAGCUCAGCCUGCUGCAGGAGGUGGAGAAGACCCGGCACUACCUGCUCCUGAGGGAGAAGCUGGAGAGCAGCCUGAUGCUGGGCCAAGACUCCCUGUCAUCCUGCGGCAGUGAUGACCUGAGCGACUCCUCUCAGUCCUCGGGCGACAGCAGCUUGUCCGGGCCCAGCUCGGUGCCCAGCGCCCCCAGCGAGAGGCAGCUGGAGCUGGCCGCCAAGUGUCUGAAGCUGCUCACUCACACCUUCAACCGGGACUACAGCCACGUGUGCGUCAGCGCCAGUGAAAGCAAGCUGUCUGAGAUGUCGGUGACACUCCUGAGGGAUUCCUCUGCCUCUGGCCUGAGCACUAUGACGCCUUCCUCUACCUGCCCAUCAUUGGUCGAUGGUCACUAUGGCAAUGCUGAGCCCAGAACCCCAGAACUGCACUCCCGCUCUCUCAGCCCUGAAUUCGACCCACUCCUGGAGGGAGAUCUGAAGAAAUCCCCCAGUGGUGGACCGGAGGCCAAAACAAGAGUUCGCACAUUCGUCCCUGACAUCCAGGAGAUCCGUGUUAGCCCCAUCGUAUCCAAGAAGGGUUACCUGAACUUCCUGGAGCCCCACACGAACGGCUGGGUGAAGCGCUACGUUGUGGUACGCCGGCCUUAUGUCUACAUCUACAACACGGAGAAGGACACUGUGGAGAGGGCCAUCCUUAACCUGUCCUCUGCACAAGUGGAGUACAGCGAGGACCAGCAGGCCAUGCUGAAGACGGCCAAUACGUUUGCUGUGUGCACCGAGCAUCGUGGGAUACUGCUUCAGGCCAGCAACGAUAAAGAAAUGCAUGACUGGCUGUACGCGUUUAACCCCCUCCUCGCCGGAUCCAUCAGAUCAAAACUUUCCAGAAGAAGAUCUGGACAGAUGAGGAUGUAAUGUGUCACUCUGCUUCAUCAGCCCACAGCGAGUUUUCUCGAACAGAUUGAUAAAGACUAACCAUGUAUAUAGAUCACCUGACUUAACACCCAUUACCAUGCUAUCUCAGCCCCCCCACCCUUCCCACAUUCCCAAACCCCCCCCCCCCCACACCUAUAAGCUGCCUGUACCCGCACAUGCUCAGUUGAUGAUGGUCAAAACAAGACUGAAUGCAAGGCCUCCAUCUUUGCUGUGUAUCUUGCUUCUGGCGCUGUCAUUAAUAGGCCAGUUAUUUAAACAUAGUUUACGGGGACUUCAAGGUCCUAGAUUAAGGAAACUUCUGAGUCAGGGGAGCAAAGGAUGUUGGUAUGGAAUGUGUCUUUUCCACUUGGAACUCGUGCAACAGCUCUUACACACUUUCUCAUAUAAUGUAUUGACAGAGAAUGAGCCCCAAUGUCUUUUCACCCCACAAUAGUGCGUAUGUUAAUUUGAUGAAUUUAGGAUUGUUUUUCCCCACCACCGGAACCUCAGCUACCUUAAGAGUGCAUACAGAAGCGCUCCCUUCGUGAGAAUGUAUAACUUCAUAGGUGCUUUUGUCAAGUCGAAGUCGGUAAACAUCAAGUAUUUCCGUGUUAAUUUCCCAAGAGCCUCGGUAACCUGCGGCGACAUGGGGUUAGACUUCGUACUUGACAUCCAACAGAAACACUUGUGUUGCCUGGGAAACACUUGUGUUGUUUUGCCCAGCUCAACUCACUCAGGCAGAAGGAUCAGUAUCUUUUGACAAAACUGCUUUCGGGCUCGCUAGUAUACAAUAGUGUCUCAUUACUCCGUUACCGAUGAUUGAUGACACCAGUUAGCACCUCCGGUGAUCCCGUUAUGCUUUUUGGUAGCUUUUUUAAGACCUUUAAAAUCAACACCCCCUGUCUUUAUGUCGUGCAUGAGUCUGGGCUCUCGUUUGUGUCGUCAGAUUUUUAUUUAACCGCAUUAAUUUAUAUAAGCAUUUAUUUAUUUAGAAAGUUGUUUAUAUUUUUAUUGAUCUAUGAAGCAGUUUCUGCAUAUAGCACUUUCUGUCACGACUUUCCGUAAGUUAACCAAAAAAGGGUAGGAUAAGUGAAGAUCAUUUUGGCUGCUAUGCUGAGUAUAUAAACUAAAUUGUGCUAGUGUUUUCUGUUUCACAAAAAUAUGAGUCCAUAGUCCGAAAUAGUUUUAAAGCUCUUGGCUUUCUUUGACCCCGGAUAAAACAGACAUUACCGUUAAUUUGUCUAAAGGCCCCCCCUCCGCCCAGGUAACUGUUACUGACAAAUCACUGGCAUUGUGUGGCGUUGCAUCCUUUACUCUCCCCUUUCAUGCACAAAAUAAGAUACAAUGGAGGUAUUUAGGUUGGUAAAAGUCCGUGAGUAAAUGUGUACCUGCAAGUGAAAUCUGUAGCGUAGCGCCAACCCUUUUGGUCAUGCCAUGAGCAUUGCUUUUGGGACAACACACGUUCUGCUGGUGUGAUCUCCACUGCUUGCCUGUCUUCUCUUUGAUAGAGAAAUAUACACUUUUUUUUCUGUAAAAUAUAGUGUAGAUGUAAUGCACUGACUGUGCCUCUUUGGAGUCUUUGAGUUGCAAAUGCAAUUUUAGGGUAUCUUAAAGUGACGUGUAUAAAUUACAAAUCUAGACAGCUACUUACUGGUGUCACGCUAGGGACACAUAAACUCAUGUACUGUACUCAGCCUUGUUUUUACUUCUGAGAAAGGAGGGAGCCAGCUUUCACGGUUCCGAGUUUCCCACCUCACCUUAAACUCUUUGGCCUGUCCGUCUUGGUUUUCCAUUUCAGUUUUUAAUGCUUCGAAGAGUUUUUGUGUUGUCUUCCUCCUAUAAAAUCCAGCCGAAUGUUCUUAGAUCUGUUUUUUGUUGUUUUUUUUUUUGGAAAGCUUCCCAAAAAGAUGCUGUCUACCAGAACCCACUAACAGUGUCUGUCCCUUUCAUCAUCUGACUACCCUGUCCAAACUACAACUUCUGGGCAGCAGAACUGGAAACUGCUUAAUCUGAAGGUCUAGAAAAGCACUCCGGCUUUAAGAGAGAGAGUAAUGACUGGUUAAGGGCAUUGUCGUUCCCAUCUUGUUGACUUUUGAGAUCUCAGCAGGAAGCUCAGACAGUAAUGUUGUGUAUUUGGAUAUCCCAAGGGUCAUACAAACAUACAUGCUGCAUUCUACUGUGCAAACAUGCCCUUGGCCAACCAACCAUUGGCAUGUUUUGAGGAUUGCUACUUGUAUGUUUCCAUAGUGACACUGAUGUCAUCUGGUGCGAGUCAUGUGGUCUUCCAGCAGCACUGGGUAUUUGGACAUGCCUUGGGCCAGCCAACCUACAGAGCAUGUUAAGAGAGGUAACAGAAAGCAUUGCACCAUGGGAUAUCCAAGUCAGCAUAACUGAUAUUAAGUCAGAUGCGUGAAGUUUAUCUAGACCUUUCCUGUGCAAAACUAGACAUUCAUUGAUAAGAUAUGAUUAAAAGACUUGGUGGGACAUUUCUCUCAAAAGGAUGAGGAUUCAUAAGUUUUUAUUCACACUUUUGUAUCAUUUACAGUUGCUGGGAGACGGCGUGUUGCUAGGAUAGGCCAUUGAUUUAGGGUUAGGUCUCAGUAGUUGGACCAUCCUGUUAAGACCACUCAUCUUUUUAAGCUCAAAUUUGCCUGAACGUUUGUUUUUGCUUUGAAAUAUAUGUACAGUAGUGUGCUGUGGGUAUUUAAAUGGUCACAAAAGCUCAUUUAACGAACUGGUAGCAUUCAAGUUGACUCCCUGUACUUAUGUGAAUAAUGACAUGGUGUGAGACCUGCAGUACUUAAUACUUAAUAAGUGGUUUUAGUUUGCAGGCUAGUACCCGCCCCGGUGUCGACCUACUACAGCGUGUGCGAUGGCUUAUGUCACGAUUGUAAUAUUUAACGAGCUACACCUGUUGCACCGGUCAGGAACACUGGGAUUCGGAGAAGCUCCCCAGAACGUCCUUCUACCCUCACAUAGGGUACAACGACAUGCCUCGUGUCUUUCCGGUCGUAUAUUUUUUUGGAGCUAACAUUUGUGGCCUGAUUUGGUUUGGGUGGGGGACUCCUCUCAGGCCGGUAGCACGAGGUGUGUCACGUGACAGAGUGCGGCCGCGCCCGUCGGACAGUCGACCCCCGCAGCUCAGCGCUUGUGGCCCAUUUGAUUUCAGGGGCUGCGACGGGCCCAUUUGUGAUCUGUGCUUUUUUCAACCAGCCGGGCAAGAAAUAGUCCCUCAGACCAAUCUGAGGUAUUUUAGAGGGAAAACGUUUCGCUUUUUAGUUGGGCUCCCGCUCCGGCGGUGCCAGAGCCCCUCGGAGGUGGUGCCAAGCAUGUUGGGCCUACGUAGACGCCACUCUCCAUUCCUCUCCCCAACCCCCCUCCCACCCCGGUUUUUCCGGAAGCCUCCGCCUCAGUCCUAGUGCACCCCAGUAGAUGUAUCGACGCUGCACUUUUUAAAAUCCCCUCUUCCUCCCCAUCCCACACGUAGUUCUGUGCCUCCUUAUACAAGCCUCUCUCAGAGGUUCCUUCCUCUCUUAACUCUGUAAACUAAAUGCAUCUUCAUCAUACUCCUAUCAUUUUUCUCAUUUUUUUUAUUUUGCUAUGUAUAUAAACAUGAUUGCUGUGGACUGUGUAUUAUAUCGCUCUAACCCGUUUCUACCAUCCUGAAUGGGCAGUAGUUUAUUCCGUGUCUCAGACUAUUUGAGUGUUGGAGUGUUGGAGUCUUCAGAUGUUGUGUACACUUAACACAUUGUCGGAUAUUAAAUAAAUGUGAAACUUAUGCAACACCG